AGUAUAAAUAUCGGUGAUUUUUUAGUUUUCAAAUCAGAAUUCAAUCGACUACCAAUCGAUGAAGUUAGCCCUUUAAACACAAGCUAAAUAGAUAUUUAAAACUCUUUCGAGCCAAUUUAAAAUGAAGUUCACAAUUGCUGCAAUCGUUUUGGCAUUCGCUUUGUUCGCAAAUGCAAAUGUUGUCGUAGACAUUGCAAGUCCACAUAGUCCAGUGGGUUCACAUGGUCCGGCUUUAGUUAACGCUGGCGGAUCAAAUUACGGUGGAUGGGGCUAUGGAGGCGAUGCUUAUUCAGGCUACUCCGUCGGUUAUCCAAAAGGUGGCCCAAAAAUCACGCUCCACACCACUGGAAAUCUUGGCUAUGGAGGAUAUGAUGGCGGAUACGGCGGCGGAUAUGGCGCUGGAAUCGGCGCUGGUGGAUAUGCUGGCGGUCACGGUGCCGGAGUAGGUGCAGGAGCUGACUACCAUAAUGGCAAAUAUGUUGCAUCAAAUCGUGGUGCUGUUCAUGUCGCACCAUUAGUGGGGCACAUUCAAUCAGUGAAAUCCACAAACGAACAGCCAGCUCCUGGAACCACAUGGUAAACUUCCUUCAAUCAGGUCAUCAUCCUACGGAUUUAUAAUAUACACACUUAUUUCUUACCACGAAAACAUCAUCAUCAACCAACAAUAACAACACCUACCGUUAGAACGCUUGAAUAUCAAACUUAAAAUCAGACAAUAUUUUAAAUUAUCUUAUUUAUUCGCCAUUUCAAUGUGAAAAAAACACUAUCUAUCUCGUCUUCACUUUCCAAUUUAUUUAUUCUAUUAUUAGAAGAAAUCUCACUAUCUCUUCAAUCAAUAUCUUGUCGAGCAAAUGUGUUUAACACUGUUAAAACAACCUCUUUCUCAACUCACACCAAACCUGUCAAAUACUCAUAUUUUAUAAAUGUUACACAAGCUGUUUCAAACCAAAUAAAUAUUGAAUUAUUAGAGAAAAACAA
This is a messenger RNA of Contarinia nasturtii (swede midge), 978 nucleotides long. Its product is annotated as glycine-rich cell wall structural protein 1.8-like. NCBI's taxonomy places the organism in Eukaryota, Metazoa, Arthropoda, Insecta, Diptera, Cecidomyiidae. The coding region runs from base 122 to 580 and encodes 152 amino acids. The transcript has 6 exons. The record is from RefSeq and is a predicted model, not a curated record.